Messenger RNA from Plasmodium gallinaceum, 3276 nucleotides. RefSeq names its product subtilisin-like protease 2, putative (gene SUB2). Gene Ontology annotation, molecular function: serine-type endopeptidase activity. Gene Ontology annotation, cellular component: membrane. Bases 1 to 3276 code for a protein of 1091 amino acids. Gene Ontology annotation, biological process: protein processing. The record is from RefSeq and is a predicted model, not a curated record. The transcript is spliced from 2 exons. NCBI's taxonomy places the organism in Eukaryota, Apicomplexa, Aconoidasida, Haemosporida, Plasmodiidae.
AUGCUGUAUAUUUUUUAUGUUUUUUCUUUAAUUUUCAUUAAAUUUCAAUGUUAUAAAGACAUCAAUAACCCUCGGUUUUUAAAAAUAUAUGAGACUGAUAAUAAUAAAUUAAUAGGUAAAAAUUAUAGAAUUUUAUCAAAGUCCAAAGUAAAUAAGACAAAUAAUAUUGAAGAAUUAGCAAAUAAUUAUAAGCCCCUAUUUGAUGUCUAUGAAAUAUCAGAAAACUUUAAAAAACAAAGAGAUAAAAAAAAAAAUUUAAAGAAAAAAAGAAAAAAAAAAAAUGUCAAUCUGAAUACACUUCCUGUAUUUUUGAGUUCUGGAAUCAAUGAAAGAUUUGAUUUAAACAGUGAAGAGAAAGCAGAUAAGGAAAAUCAAUAUAUAACACGUAAGUUUAAUCAUUAUACAAUUGUGACAAAUUCGGAUGAAUUGCUGAAAGAUAUCUCAAUUGAUGCAUCAGAUAUAUCUAAGCUUAGCAUAAACAGUUUAAACAUACCAUAUAAUGAAAACACAAAAGAUUUAUUUACUCACCAAAGACAUAUAUUAAUAGAAAAUAAAGGAAAACAAAAAUAUAAAAUAGUUUUAAUGACAAAAGAUCAUAAAUUUGUUGAUUUAAAUAAUUCAUCUCCUCAUGUAAAAGCAAAUUUUAUUGAAAAAGAAAAAGAUAUUGAAGAAGAAAAAAAUAUUGAAGAAGAAAAAAAUAUUGAAGAAGAAAAAAAUAUUGAAAAUUUAUCAAAUACGCAUACUAAUUUAUAUGAUGGAUUUGGAAAACUACAUUUUGAUAGUGUUUCUAAUAAUAAAAAAGAAAAUAAUUCUGUUAAAGAAAAGGGUAAUGAAAAAAGAGAUAUUCACAAUAACAAUAAUAAUAACAAUAAUAAUAACAAUAAUAAUAAUUCUCAAGGUGUCUUAAAAAAAGUUUUAAAUUUUUUAAGUUUUAGAAGUGAUCCUCACGAUAAUGAAAAUCCUUCAAAUGGAACUACAAAUAAAAAUGAAAAUAAUGAUAAAAAAGAGGAUUUAAAUUCUCAUAAAAAUAAUGAAAAUGUUAAUGAAAGUCAAAAUGAUAGUACUGAUAAUACAGGUAUUAAAAACUCAAGCAUUGAAAAAUUAUUAGAUCAGUACCUGCUAAAUUUAAAAAAUCAAAAUUCUAAAACACAAGAGUUAAUACUUGUGCUCAAAGGAGAAUUAGAUUUACAUUCCACACAUAUGAAAAAUAUUAUAUCAGAGACAAAAAAUAAGCUAGAAAGCUACAUAAAAAAGAAUUUUAAGGAUGUAGAUAAAAUUUCUUAUGAUAUAUCAUCCCCAAUAAAUUUUAUAUGUUUUUUUGUGCCAAACGUUUUUAAUAUGAAUAAUUUGGAUUUAUUAAAAGAAGCUUUAACUAUAGUUCAAAACGAAUUAAAAGAAUAUACUGAAAGCUGGAAUUUUUCUAAUACAUAUACAGUUGAUGAAAUAAAUGAUAUAAAUGAAGAAGAAAAUAAAAACAAAAAGAAAAAAAAAUAUAAAAAAAAAAAAAAAAAAUUAUAUGAAGUAAAAUAUUCUUUUUUAAAUAAAUUUUUUAAUUUAAAUUCAUUAUUAUCACUAGCUGGUAUUGGUAAAAAUAAAUCCUCAGAUAUUGAAAGAGAAAUAUUAAGUUUUUUACCAAAGGAAUUAAGAGAUUAUUCUACAUGGAAUUUAUCCAUAAUAAGAGUAUUUAAUGCUUGGUUUUUGGCAGGUUAUGGAAAUAAAAAUAUAAAGGUGUGUAUAAUAGAUUCAGGUGUUGAUUUACAACAUGUUGAUUUAAUUAAAAAUCUCUAUGUUCCUAAAUAUGAUGAAAGAUAUGAUAUGACAGAAGAAUUUUAUGAUUUCAUGGUUGAACACCCAAAUGAUUCAACUGGGCAUGGAACUCAUGUUACUGGAAUAAUUGGUGGUGAAGCAAACGAUUUAGGUGUAGUUGGUGUGGCUCCUAAUGUCACUUUAAUUUCACUACGUUUUAUUGAUGGUAAAAAUUUUGGAGGUAGUUUCCAUGCAAUUAAAGCUUUAAAUGUUUGCAUAAUAAAUAAAACUCCAAUUAUUAAUGCAAGUUGGGGAUCUAAUAAAUUUGAUUCUAAUUUACAUUUAGCCGUUGAAAGAUUAAAAUAUACAUUAAAUGGAAAAGGAAGUGUUUUUAUAUCUGCUGCAGGAAACAAAUCUAAAAAUAACGAUAUUUAUCCAUUAUAUCCUUCUAGCUUUAAAUUACCUCAUGUAUUAAGUGUUGCAUCAAUAAGUAAAAAUUUAGAAAUAUCUUUAUUUUCUAAUUAUGGAGAAAAUAGUGUACAUAUCAUGGCACCAGGGUAUCAAAUAUAUUCUACUAUGCCUAAUAACUUAUACAAAUUAAAUACAGGAACAUCUAUGGCAGCUCCUCAUGUAUGUGGUGUUAGUGCUUUAAUAUACUCUGUCUGUUAUAAUCAAGGUUAUAUACCUCAAGCAGAAGAUGUCUUAGAUAUUAUAAUUAGAACAUCAAUUCAUGUUGUAUCAAGAGAAAAGAAAACAAUUCAUGAUGGUCUGGUGAAUGCAGAAGCAGCUGUAUUAACCACUUUAUUAGGGGGUUUGUGGAUGCAGAUUGAUUGCCAUUUUGUGAAAUUUUAUUUAGAUAAAGGAAAAAAAAAACACAUACCAAUAGUAUUUUCAGCUUAUAAAAAAGGAAUAUAUGAAACAAAUAUAGUCAUAGCAAUUAUGUCUGCUGAUAAAUCUUCUAACGUUUAUGGAGAAGUUCAUAUUCCUAUUAAAAUAAUAACAGAUUCGAAAUUUCCUAAAUUUAAAGAAUCACCAAAACUUGGUAAGAAGUAUGUUAUUGAUUCAAAUGAAGCCAAGCAUGAUGAAUUGUUAUCUUAUAUUUGUGAAAAUUCUAUAUUUAAUUUGCAAGAAUAUGAUGACAACUAUCUUAUUGUUAUAUUAAUUGUUCUGUUGUCAGUAUCAUUUAUAUCCGUGUUAGUAGGAACUAUUUAUUUUAAAAAAAAAGUACAUAGGAAUUCAGAUGAUAAAAAUAAUGAAAAUUUUUAUGAAGAGAAAGAAGUUCAAAAUAACUAUUUGGAUACAAGUAGCAAAGAGAUUGAGGAAAAUAACAAAAAUUUGAUGAAUAAUAAUAACAAUAAUAAAAAAAAUAUAGAUGAAAAUUUAAAUGAAAAGGACAAAAUUAAAAAUGAAAAAUCUCAUUAUUUUCAGGAAUCAAAACAACCUCUAUUAGAACGUGAUGAAAUUAAAAUUUCAUCAGGUGAAAUUAUUAAUUCACAUGAUAAUUCCCAUAUGUUUAUUGUAGAAGACUAG